CACUCCUACAUUCAUAUACACGUUCUGUUUUCCCCUUUGCUGUCUCAUGCAAUAACACCUAUACUUCAUCAUCAGCUGGACCCUUGAAAUGUGGCGCAGAGACGGCAGAGUGCCCAGCAACUGUUAUGGAGCACUUUCCCUCGAUAGAGUGCUCACUUUUGCAAGUGUUGGACUCCAUGAAGAAGUCUGAAGAAGAGAGGGAGUGUGAAGCCAUAAUCAGGGAAUUGGCGUCCCGGGUGUCCCUGGAUGUAGUGAAAGAGAGCCUCGCACCAUACCUUUCAGCCAUGGGACAGCGUACGACAGCGUGGCAUUUCAUGGAAUGGAAAGCCAGCGAAAAUCGGCGGCUCAUCCUCGCACCAAAGGAUUUCCUGGCCUUGCUGGACACAGAAUCCACACAGUUUUACCGUGAUCAUGUCCUCUUGAAAUCUGACGUCUUACAUAUCGCAGCGAGCACACUUGGUCAAUCCCAGAACAGGCAGUGGUUCCAGGAGCGUAGAUGCAGGAUCACAAGCUCUACAGCGCACCAAAUCAAAACGAGACGGACAAAGUUGAAGGAACUGGCUGUGAGCAUGGCAACACGUCAAGCAUUUUCAAAUGCUGCAACUCAAUAUGGAACUGCAAAUGAAAGCCGUGCACGUGACGUACUCCAGAUUCAGCUAGGUGUACCAAUUACACAGGACCUUGGGGUGUCAUUGCUGUACAUCCUCUAUUGCUUCUCGUCUCUUGAAACAAUGUCGUCAUUACGAUUGGUUGUGUGAGUAAUAACACCACCACA
This is a messenger RNA of Ornithodoros turicata, 775 nucleotides long. RefSeq lists its product as uncharacterized. NCBI's taxonomy places the organism in Eukaryota, Metazoa, Arthropoda, Arachnida, Ixodida, Argasidae. The transcript is spliced from 4 exons. The record is from RefSeq and is a predicted model, not a curated record. The coding region runs from base 126 to 758 and encodes 210 amino acids.